This is a messenger RNA of Linum trigynum, 942 nucleotides long. The record is from the annotation of a GenBank genome assembly. NCBI's taxonomy places the organism in Eukaryota, Viridiplantae, Streptophyta, Magnoliopsida, Malpighiales, Linaceae.
GCUAAACCUAAUCAAUAAAACCUAAAACCAGCGGCAGUAGGCAGCAGCCAUUGCUACAAAGCUUCGAAGCAAAAGAAAUCAGAAGCAAACCCAGAUAAGAAGAAGGGCGAGAUGGUGAAGUUUUUGAAGCCGAACAAGGCAGUGGUGCUCCUCCAGGGCCGCUACGCCGGCCGGAAGGCGGUGAUUGUCCGCUCGUUCGACGACGGCACUCGCGACCGCCCGUACGGCCACUGCCUGGUCGCCGGGAUCAAGAAGUACCCUGCGAAAAUUAUUCGCAAGGACUCGGCGAAGAAAACAGCGAAGAAGUCCAGGGUCAAGGCCUUCAUCAAGGUCGUGAAUUACACCCACAUCAUGCCGACGAGGUAUACUCUCGACGUCGAUUUGAAGGACGUGGUGACUCCCGACUCGCUGGUGACCAAGGACAAGAAGGUCACGACGGCGAAGGAGAUCAAGAAGAGGUUCGAGGAGAGGUUCAAGUCAGGCAAGAACAGGUGGUUCUUCUCCAAGCUCAGGUUCUGAAAAGGGAAGUCAAAUCUGCUUUCGAAUUGGCUUCCCGUGGAGGUUUUUAGCUGUUAUUUUCCUUUGUCAUUUUGUAUGGUUAGGGUACUGCUUGAAUUUGAUUCUGUCUUUGUUGUUUAAUCUUGGUUAGCAUUACUCUUUCUGGGUUCCAACAUUUGCAGACAAUAUGAAAUUACUUGCUUGUUAUGAUGUUCUAGUCUUGACAUGGUGAUUGUGUAAACUUAGAGUACUGCUCAAUUCGAUUCUUGUUUUCAUUCUAGAUUCGAACUUUGCUGCCAAUGCAAGAUUAGUUGCCAGUUACUGGUACUUAAAUAGGAAGAACAGUGUUGGAUUGUGAGUAGAAGGAACAAAAAUGGAAGCUGAAAUCUUAUAGAGCUCUGUGGUUACAUAGCAUUAUAAGCUUAAUGAAACCAUGAAAAAUUG